Molecule: messenger RNA, 2661 nt
Organism: Danio aesculapii
Lineage: Eukaryota; Metazoa; Chordata; Actinopteri; Cypriniformes; Danionidae
Gene: riox2
Product: ribosomal oxygenase 2
Exons: 11
Coding region: 553-2049 (498 amino acids)
Cellular component (GO): nucleolus
Molecular function (GO): histone H3K36 demethylase activity; histone H3K4 demethylase activity
Source: RefSeq, a predicted model, not a curated record
CACACACACACACACUGUAAAACAGCAUCUCACACACACACACACACAGAAGCGUCCGCUGAAGACUGAAGUGUGCUGUUCUGGUUCAUCUCUUCAUCAUAAUCUACAAACACUAACCCUCUCUCACUCUCACACACACUAAAGCAGCAUCUCUCACACACACACACACACACACACACACAGACAGAAGCGCUCGCUGUAGACCGUUCUGGUUCCUCACUCUUCUUCUUCAGACACUAACCCUCAUCAUCCUCAUCUGUCCUGCUGAUCUGAGUCACUGAUGAACAUGUUAUCUGAGUCCUCUGUAGAUUAAGAGCUGUGGCAGAUCUAGCAGGGCGGCAGUAAUGCUGUACAGCAUAUUUAUUUCUUCUUGUGUGUAUGAAGAAAUGAUACUCCUGAAGUACACUGGGAACUGUUGUGUUGCUCGAUCGGAAACGGUGUUAGUACACGGUUUCCACCCGGUGGGGUUUGAGGGCGACACCAGUGUGCGCACGUGUGUUUGUGCUGCAGCCGUGUUCAGACUGUGAUACAAGCUGAUCUGGAGCUCCACACAUGCCGAAGAUCAGCCGGAGAGCGGCGCGGCGCAGCGGGCAGGAGGAGCGUCUGCAACGGGUCAGCUCUGCCUCCUCACCCGCGGCUCUGCGCUCCGGGUCCCCGCAGAAGAUUGAGCAGGAGGAGGAGCGUCUACAGCGGGUCAGCGCUCUCUCCAGCUCCGCGUCCCCGCAGGAGUUCUUCCAGAGCCUGAUCUGCCCGCUGGACCUGCAGGAGUUCUUCCAGCAGUUCUGGGAGCGACAACCGCUGGUGCUGCACCGCUCGGAUGCGGCUCUGGCCGGUUAUUACGGCUCUCUGUUCCCGCUGUCGGGGCUCCGGCAGCUCUGUUCCCGCGGCCUGCAGUAUGGCACCGACAUCAACACCUGCCGCUGCGUGCGCGGACAGAAGCGGCUGCUGAACCGCGCUGGAGCUGUCGACUUCCGCCUGCUGGAGAGGGACUUCCUGGAGAAGAAGGCCACCGUACAGUUCCACCAGCCGCAGAGGUUUCAGGAUGAGCUGUGGCGUAUCCAGGAGCGCCUGGAGUGUUUCUUCGGGUGUCUGGUGGGCUCUAAUGUCUACAUCACCCCCGCCGGCGCCCAGGGGCUCCCACCGCACUACGAUGAUGUGGAGGUGCUGAUCCUGCAGCUGGAGGGACAGAAGCACUGGAGACUCUAUGAGCCCACCGUCCCGCUGGCGCGCGAGUAUAGCCUGGAGCCCGAGAGCCGCAUCGGGGCCCCCACACACGACUUCAUCCUGCAGGCUGGAGAUCUGCUGUAUUUCCCCAGAGGAACCAUCCACCAGGCGGACACUCCAGCGGGAGCGGGACACUCCACACACCUGACCCUCAGCACCUACCAGAACAUGUCGUGGGGGGAUCUGCUUCUGGACCUGAUGCCCGGCUAUGUGUUUGACCGUAUGAAGACUGACUGUGAGCUGCGCUCCGGCCUGCCACGCGGCCUGCUGAUGUCCCCCAGUACCUCUCCAGUGGUCAGUCAUCAGCUCAGUGUGUUCCUGCGGCGUCUGGCGGAUGUUGUGGAUCAGCAGGGUCAGUCUCUGCGCUCCAGCUCCAUGAGGAGAGACUUCAUCUCCCACCGGCUGCCUCCGUUCCUGCAGGACCCUCAGCUGCUGCAGCCCGUGGGCGGAGCUCCAGCGCUGCAGGACACUGUGAGCCUCCGCUUUAAAGAGCAUCUGCUGCUGACGGUGGAGCCCAGUCCAGACCACACCGACGAGGCCACAGAGCUGCUGGUGUAUGUUCUGCAUUCUCUGAGGAACCGCAGGGACACACACAUGAUGAUGGGGGCAUCUGAUGAAGAUGAGGAUGAUGAAGAGUCUCAGGUCAGUGGUCUGCGUUUCCCGCUCAGUCAUCUGGAGGCUCUUCAGCAGCUGCUGGUCAGUGAUGGAGUCCCGGUGGAGGAUCUGCAGCUCCAGCAGGAGGACAAACUCAAUCUGCUGCUGGCUCUUUGGAGCGAAGGCCUGCUGCGGGUCACUGGAGACAUAAAGCGUCCCACAUUCUGCUGAGCGCCGUUACGCUGUCAGUAGUGUGUGUGUGAGGGUUUAUAUCCAUGUUUUCAGCCUUGGUUUGGUUCCUCUCCUGAUAUCCACCUGCAGGGUUUAUACUGGACUCUAAUAACUCUGAGCAUCUCUCAGUAACUGCUGGAUCUCCAUCAUCUUCAUGAACAGAGGAACCUGCUGCUGCUCUGCUCAGUGUCUCCAGAGUGUUCUGUAGUAUUUACAGCUGAUGUCCUGCAGAUUCAGCCCGUUCAGACCCCGACACACACCGGCUGUCUUCCUGUACAGUAAAGAGUGUUAUAUUAGUGUACAGCAGUGCUCAUCGUGUGUGUGUGUGUGUGAGAGAGAGAGAGAAGGCUUGAGUUCUGUUCAGCAGUGCUUCUCUUUAGGUGUGUGUGUGACAGAGAGAGAGAGAGAGAGAGUCAAAGUGUCUGCUGGAAAAUGAGUGAGAAGAGACAAACAUCUAUGAAGACCAGCCCACACACACACACACACACACACACACACACACACACCAGGCUCAGCUCAGCUCAUGAUGACACGACCUGAUGAAGCGUCCAGAGAGAAACAAAUGAAAAACCAAAUACAGGAGGAAAGUGCACAAUAAAUGAUGUUUCAUGA